UCGUUAAUGGCCACAUUUACUCUGGCCGAUAAUUAUCCGGGCGUAAUUGAACUGGUGGGCUAUAGCAAUCGGCGAGCACGUACCUAUUACCAACCCAGCGAGGAACGUCCUGUGGCCCCAUCCGCCGACUCCAAAAUGCAAGCCGAUAUUGAAACGGUUAAGCAAAACAUUGAAAAAUACAAUAAAUUGCUAACACUGGAUACGAAAAAUCUACCAGAAUCCCAAAAGGAUAUGUUGGAAAGGAUUGUGGAGAGAGUGGCACGUCUCAAGGAGACAUUGGAUAUCAAUGAAAAAUUAUUAGCAAAUUCAACACAAAGUAAAUCUGCCGACAAACACAAUGAAGAUGAUGAAGAAGAAAACUCCACUUUAACACCCACGGAUGUUACAGAUGCCUUUGCUGCCGAAGAAGAGGAAGAGGGUAAAACUGAACCCACUUUGGUCUUGGAUGAAACCACAUUGUUGCAAUUACAAAAUUCCAUGGAUAAAUUGGCUGCUGCCCAGGCGGCUGUAACCACAUCACAGACUGGACAAAUUCCCGAAUUUCCCACGACCACAGAAAUGAAUGCAGAAACAGUGGGCCAGGAUGAAAGCGCUGAAAGCUCAACAGAUAUACCCACCGCCAGUGAGGAUUACGAUAUCUCGACCAUGGAAUCGGCCACUGAAAUAACUGAUCCUCAAGAAGAUUUUGUGGCUGCACGUUCCAACAAUGUGGGUAUUACAGCAGCGGCUGAUGAAAGUGAGACAAUGGCCACCCUUAGCACCACCAUUGGUAGCCAAAGAACUCUGACCACAAGUGGUAAAACCACAAAAACUCGUGCCACCAAGAGACCCAACGGCCAUACAUCAACCAAAGGUACAGGUGGUAAACGUCGUCCUUCUACAUCGUCCUAUACUAAAACCUCAUCGACCAAGCAAAGGAUUACACACGCACCCUCAACUGUAACACAAUCAUCGUAUCAACAGAAAAUUAGCCACAAACCACUGAGUCAACCUUCGUUGCAAUCCUAUCAACAGGCACCUCCCAAACCCGUGUCCGUCUCACCAUCGGGCUUAGAUAAAUACACUUCUUCGUCCAGUUCAACGCUAACCACUUCAUCUUAUGGUGGUAUUAAUCCUGUUAAUAACAUGGCAAGUUUGUCCGCUUCAUCGUCAUCCGCCUCCUCCGCAGCAGCAACUAGUGUAUCAACAGCCUCAACUUUGCCAUCGAAUAGUUAUGGUUCGAACAAUCAGGAUAUUGUUUAUGAUGCUCAUGUCAACACAUCGGCCAUAAUCGAUAGUUUAAAUAACAAUGGUCGCGAGGAAUUCUAUCAACAGCAGCAACAACAACAAGCUCAACAAAAACAAGGACUACCAACUGCUAUCACCAAUAAAGAUAAGAAACCAUUGAACGGUGCAAAACCCACCAAAUAUCAUUACUAUCCACACAAUCAACAUAUCUACCUGUUGCCCGAAUGUGCCAUACAACAGGUGUGCAAUGCUGUCUAUGUCCGAUUGAAUUACACUCAACCGCUGUGUGCCUGUCCAUCAAGAUACCGCGACCCCUGUUCAGCCAGUUUGAAUGAAGACGAUCAGCAUACAACAAAAUUAGUGGGAGAUGGCAAGAAAAAGGUUUAA
Molecule: messenger RNA, 1614 nt
Organism: Musca vetustissima
Lineage: Eukaryota; Metazoa; Arthropoda; Insecta; Diptera; Muscidae
Gene: dsx-c73A
Product: serine-rich adhesin for platelets
Exons: 4
Coding region: 7-1614 (535 amino acids)
Source: RefSeq, a predicted model, not a curated record